Messenger RNA from Exophiala mesophila, 426 nucleotides. RefSeq lists its product as uncharacterized. NCBI's taxonomy places the organism in Eukaryota, Fungi, Ascomycota, Eurotiomycetes, Chaetothyriales, Herpotrichiellaceae. The coding region runs from base 1 to 426 and encodes 141 amino acids. The record is from RefSeq and is a predicted model, not a curated record. The transcript has a single exon.
AUGUGGCUUACCACUAGCCUCGUCCUGCUACUCCCUUAUAUUGCAACUGCCCGCCUGGUGCCCACAGAACCGAUCGACCCAUCCAACAAGGACGGUAGUGUGGCAAUAGCGUAUGACACAAUCGACAUUGAUCUCCAGGGCAACGGGGUUUGGGCUGCCAACUGCAUUUCUUACCUAUACUAUGGUGAAAGCACUCGUGACGACGGAUCAGUUCGACAGUGCUAUUCUGCUGCAACAUUUUGCGACAAGCUCAGCAAUGAGGCAGGGUAUGCACUCAUUGGCAACAGCGCAUUCCAAACUCGGUUAGCAUCUGUUAAUAGGGCACCAAUGCGAACCGACUCAAGAGACGAUAAUUGGUGGAUUUGCAAUCCCCCAGGCACCUUAUGGCUUCCCUUUGGCAUCAGCUGCAAGAUCGAUAACCCGUGA